AUGGAUGAACAAUUUCUUCAGGAAUCCGCGGCUAUUCAAAUCCAGUAUUGGUGGCGAAAAUGUCUUCGCAAGCGUUUUCGAAAUAAAGAACUAAAACAAUGGACUGUUCUGAAAAAGAUUUCGCUUGCAAAUGAUGAACUAUUACAAAAAAUGGAAACGUUGAAAUGCGAAAAGGGAAUUGCUAUUCACAAAUACGAACGGCUUAUGAGUCUUCCAGCUAGUGAGAUAAAAGAUUUUUUGGAGACAAUGAACAAAGAACCGAUGAAAGUAAAGAUGAAUGAGCAUCGAUUCGAUAAAGGAGAAAGCGAAAGACGAGAGAAAGCGGCGAGGAUCAUUCAGAAACGGGUUCGCCUUUAUCAGCUUCGCACUCGGGCUAUUGGUUGGCGUCGUGCGUGUGAAGAGCCGCUGUUGGUGCCGAAGAGGAUGGCCUUGAUUGCUCGAAUCAACGAGAACCUCACAAAUCGAGUAUCGAUUCGAACAGAAACUCUUGCUGAAGUAAAAGAAAAGCUUGAUUCUCGAUUGAAACACGAAGAGGGGAAAUUUAUGCGAAUUGCUGCAAUAGAAAGACAAUCAAAACAUUUGCAACGACUCGCACAAACCGUCGAAGAUCUUGGCGCUGUUUCAUCGCUUCGCUCUGAGCAUUUAACUUCUCUUCACAUUCGACCAUUAUCAUCAUACAAAGCAACUCAACUUCACAAAAACGAUAUCGAAAUCAUUUACGAGCGUUCAUUAUUUUUA
This is a messenger RNA of Mesorhabditis belari, 738 nucleotides long. The record is from the annotation of a GenBank genome assembly. NCBI's taxonomy places the organism in Eukaryota, Metazoa, Nematoda, Chromadorea, Rhabditida, Rhabditidae.